Emiliania huxleyi CCMP1516 is the source of this 2630-nucleotide messenger RNA. RefSeq lists its product as hypothetical. The coding region runs from base 1 to 2613 and encodes 870 amino acids. The record is from RefSeq and is a predicted model, not a curated record. The transcript is spliced from 11 exons. Lineage: Eukaryota; Haptophyta; Isochrysidales; Noelaerhabdaceae. Gene Ontology annotation, molecular function: protein binding.
AUGAUGGACGGGAGGCUUCCGACAAGCGACGCUUUCCGUGGCGACGACCACGAUCUCAGCAAGCUGAAGGCGCUCAAAACUGUCGCCACGAUGGUCCUGCAGGACGGACCGAUGCUCUAUCGCGAGGCCUGCGCGAGUCUCGUCCACGCGCGCUCCACCUUCUUCUCGGACCUCAACGCGGCGCUCGAUGCCGAUGUCUUUGAUUCUGCCUUUCGAUUCAGAGCGCCGUCGUGGCUCGCGAAGCGCGCGGGGCAUGAGCUGUUGGCGCGCGUACCGCUCGUGCUCUCCGAACCCAGCCUCGCACUCACCUGGACUGGCUCGCUGCUCUUCGCGCUGCUGGCGGUGGCGCCUCCUGACGCGCUGCUCUCCCUGGACCUCCUUCCGUUCUGCUCGCCCGCCUUCUUCCUCGCGAUUCGGUGGUUGGGCAUCCGCCACGACUCUCUGGCUGGCAGGCAUACUGGGCUUGUCCAUGGCGACUUUUUCUCGGCGCGUGAGGCUGGAUGGGGCCGCUGGUCACUGCGCGGAUCUGCGCUGCGCUUCGAGCUGCGCGUGCCGAAUCUGACGCGUGCGGCCGACGUGCGGUGCGAGUGCCUCGCCGGCCUCCUCGACGUGCGCGUGAAAGACGAGCAGCUGCUCGAUGGGGUGGACGCCGCCGGAACAGGGGUGGAGCCCAAGUGGAAGGCUGCGGCGGCGCGGCUCGAGCGCAGCGGCCCGGCCGCCACCGACGGCCAUCUUUCGGUCGCUCCGCGUGGCUGGGGCGCGGAGGUGGUUGGCGAGCCGCUCCUCGUCCUGGGCAGGCAAAGGAGCAUCUCGAGCCAGUCGCUCGCACUCAAGCGCCUCGAAGAGCGCCUCAAGCUUGUCAGCCUGGCGCGGCUGGAGGACGCGUUCGCGGCGAGGCCCGCCGGCCUCGUCCUCUCGCAGCUCUUUAAGACGGACGAGUUCCUCUUCGAGGCGGACAGCGAGACGGCCGACUUUGCGCUGGUGUCCUACCGGCAGGAGCCCCGGCCUCCCAUGACCCGCUCCCACUGCCCCUCUCUUUGGCUGUACUGCUCAAGGCGAGGGAGGCGGGUGUGUGUGGCGGCGCUCUGGAUGGACGCGUGGUGCUUCCGCUUCGCCGGCGAGUACGUCCACGAGGACUUUUGCGCGCUCCUCUCGCACGUCGUGCGGGCGGUCCGCGCCGUGAUUUGGGUCCCCCUCAGCCGGACGAACACGGCGCCUUCGUUCCAGUUCCGGAUGUGGUGCACCUUCGAGGCGGCCGUCGUGGAGCACCGGCAGCUACCCGUCUUCAUUGCGGGCGAGCUGACGGCCUCGCAGCGGCGCCUGGCCCGCCUCGGCCCUCGCAUCUUUGCGCUCCCCUGCCUCGAGCCGCGCGCGACGCUCGCGGAGCUGCGCAUCCUCUCGACCUUCAACGUCUGCUUCCUCUUCAUGGCGAUCGCGUUUCCGCUCGCCCUUGCUGCCGAUCUUCAUGUCCCGCUCGGCUGCGCUGGCCGAACUGGCCCUCUCGGCAGCACAGACGUUGGGGCGACGCAGCGCGCGGGCAACGUGCUCGAGCUGCUGCGAGAUCUGCCGUGGAUUCCCGCCUACGAUCGCCGCGACGCUCUCAUCAUCGCCGAGGUGCUCAUGGUCCUGUACGAGGUGCCGCCGCGCAAGCUCGCGGCGGUCAUACAGAUCCAGGCCCUGUGGCGCGGCUCCCGUGAGAGGGCGGCGCGAAGAGCGCGGCUCUCCGCCGGCGCCGCCUCCUCCUCCCUCUCCGGCAUGCAGAGCGAGGACAGCAUGCAGAGCGAGGACAGCGUCCAGAGGAGUCGGGUCAGCCAGGCGGGAGGCCGCUCGCUGGAGAGGGUCGAGAGUGAGCGAAGCAUGCAGAGCAGUCUGGCCAGCCAGAGCCACAGCAGGGGACAAAGCCGGGCCCGCAGCCAGCGCAGAGCGCGUGCGGCUUGGUCGCCGCUCUGGUCUGAGUCCCUCGCGUGGGACCGCGUCUCGUCCGACGAGUUUCUGCGCGCGCUGGCGCUCCUCUCUUCGUCUCUGCGCGGCAGGCGCGCUAAGACGGCGACUGGCCCUUUACCAAUGGUGGAGAGGGGCUCGAUCGCUUGCGGCUGGCGGGUGCGCUCUGGCGACUCGCACCUACUGCGCACCCCGCUGGGCAAGCUGCAGGUUCCAGCGAGCCGCGCGUCUGCAAGCGUCAGCCUCGCCGACGCGUCGCCGACGGCGCCGCUCCCCUUCUUCGCCGCGGUCUUCUCCCUCUACUUUGUCGACCUCUCCACAGAGCUCAUCAUCAACGCCGUCGGGUCGCGGGCGCAUGGCUGGAGCCGCGUGCCCGAGGCGCUCCUCGCAGCUCUGGACGCUCUCCUCGUCGUCGUGGCCGCUUGCACCACCUGGCUGCCGGCCGCGCUCUGCACGUGGCGACUGCGCGCCGUGCCGCAUGUCUCGCUCGCCGCGGUCUUCUCCCCUCGCGAGCGGGGCGAGUCCGCCAUGGCCCUCCUCACGCCGUACGUGAAUCGUGAUCGUCCCGCGCUCCCGGCCGUCCCGUCCAGCUUCGUGGCCAUCCUCCUCGUCGUGUGCGGGUUGCUUGGGCGGAAGCCGGAGAACGGCAGCCGCCCUCUCCUCGGAUCAUAAAGAAUCCGUUUUCACCA